Molecule: messenger RNA, 2124 nt
Organism: Hippocampus comes (tiger tail seahorse)
Lineage: Eukaryota; Metazoa; Chordata; Actinopteri; Syngnathiformes; Syngnathidae
Product: transcription initiation factor TFIID subunit 4B-like
Exons: 11
Coding region: 423-2099 (558 amino acids)
Biological process (GO): DNA-templated transcription; transcription initiation at RNA polymerase II promoter
Cellular component (GO): transcription factor TFIID complex
Molecular function (GO): protein heterodimerization activity; DNA binding; RNA polymerase II general transcription initiation factor activity
Source: RefSeq, a predicted model, not a curated record
AAUUUACGCCACGAGACGCCGCCGAUUCGACUAUUCUAAAAACACACCCGGCGCCCAUCUUUGUAACAUCUUAUAUUUUCCAUAACAUGAGUAUCAUCCUUUAUUUUGUCUAAGAUGUGAACGUUGAUUACUAUUCGUCACGUGGCUUUGCAACGCGUUUCAUGCAAAGUCUUGUGACAUGGCGAAAUUGGAAUUGUUAGCACACAUUUAUUUCACAGUUGGCCAUUCAUUGUUGAAAAUAUUAGACCUAUUUAUAUCCUUUCGAGUAGCUGAAACACAUUUCACUUUAAUAAUCCAGGUAAAUGGAAAUUAAUUGAGUACACCUGCCGGCAGCAGCUCGGUUUUAAGUAGCUGAAAAGGGGUCGUUUGACGCUGCGGUGUGCUUAGAAAGUACGCAUUCAUAGCGAAAUAAAGAAACAAUAAUGGCUAUGAAUAAGGACCCCAUGGGGGCAGUACAAGAUGGAGAGCCCACCAUUCAAGUGAAGAACCUCCAAGUCGCGGCCAAGUGUGGCCAUGUUCCUUCUCCAGGUGUUUCCAAGGGGCCAGUCUACCAACCCACCUCCACCUCCUCGGUUCCUGCUCCUCAGAUGUCGUCCCCCUCCGUCAUGGUGGUAACCAAGGUUUCCAAGCCGAGCGGGGCAAGUGCCAAUGGGCCCAAAGCGGUUCUGAGCCAGGCCAACACCACAAUGAACCCGACCUCAGUCCAGGGUAGGACAGUGGUGAUCACCGUUCCCAGGUCAACCGGACCACAGGUGCCCAUGGCGCCUCGGACACAGUUGCCCGCUAACAUCCAGAUUCCACCAGGUAUGAUGCUGAUCCGCAGUGACAGUGGUCAGCUGAUGCUGAUGUCCCAGCAGGCUUUGGCUCAGGCUCAACAGGCACUGAGAACCGGCAACGGGCAAGCCACCGGAAUUCUGGCCCGGCAGGUGUCCACGGCAGGUGCCACAAGUCAAAGCAAUGAGAAGGUGACAGUGAUUAGGAUGACGGCUCCUCAGACUUUCCAGCCACCAGCCGUCCAGAAGACGGCUGUGGUCAAGGUGAUCGGCGUGACUCCCAAGCCAGCUGUGGUUCAGACCCGCAGCGAGGUGGCUGAGCAUGCUUGUCAGCCGGUCACCGUGGAAACCAAGAAAGAGCCUCCACCCACAUUUAGUCAGGAGACGUUGGAGAGUGUAAAGAAGUGCAAGAACUUCCUGGUGACGCUAAUGAAGCUGGCCUGCAGCGACUCUAAGUCUGUCAACAUGGCCAACAACGUGCGAGGCCUGGUCAGGGGUCUGCUGGAAGGCAGGAUAGAGGCGGAGGAGUUCACUGAGGCGCUCUAUCAGGAGCUCAAGUCCACACCGCAACCCUGCUUGGUUCCCUUCCUCAAAAAAAGUCUCCCCGCAGUGCGUCGCCUUACCGCAGACCCUCAGGUAUUCAUCCAGCAGGCCUGCUCGUCGUCGUCGUCUUCGUCGUCCUCCUCCUGCUCUUCCUCCUCCUCCUGCCCCCCUGCUGUGAAGAAGCCCAACGUGAACCCAGCUCCAAGUCCGAGAGCCCUCCAUCCGGUGUCAAGUGGCGCAAGCGUGUUGGCCCAGUCCACAACUUUCACCACCAAGGACUUCAGAGGCAACUCUAUCCCCAAAGUCACCCCGGUCCAGAUUGGAAGAAAUUUCACAGGUUGUCCCUUUUACUCUGCUGGGAGGCACUCCAUGACGCAACCUUUUGCUCGAGAUCAUCCGUGCGCCCCCAGACUUGCUUUCAGGGACACUUCAGCCUCGUACAAAGAAGAUGAUGACAUUAACGACGUGGCGUCCAUGGCCGGCGUCAACCUGCGCGAGGAGAACGCUCAGAUCCUGACCAGCGCGGUGGGCUCUGUGGUGCAGUCGUGCCAGGAUCAGCUCUUCCUGUCUCCCGGCCCCUUGCUGGGCCGCAUCCUGUGCGCAGGACGGCCGCUGGGGGUGACCCAAGUGGGCCCAGAGGCGGUGGCUCUGGUUUCUCAUGCCGCUCAGGAAUAUCUCCGCGGCCUUCUGGAGAAGCUCAGCAUGAGGGCGGAACACCGCAAGGCACCACUGAAGGUACUCCGGUCGGCCUUCCUGGCUUAUGUUGCGUCUGGGCUCCUAUGAGCCGCUUCGCUUGGCACCCGUAGGA